UUGAAAUAAAAUUCCUCCUCGUCCGCUGCUCAUGAGAACCUGAACCAAGAGCCAACAGGUCUUCAGUGAGACUGGGCUGCGUAAUGACGCUUUCACUGGCUCCUCGCGGUUUUUAGGAGUGAAAUGAUGCAGGGGGGGGGGAAUGCAAUGCAACACGUGCAUUUGACUUGAACUGAUUAAAACAGAUCCCCCAUCUCUGUAGGCACCAUGGAGACUCGCAACCUGUGUUCACUCCGCACACCUUUCCCGAGCGAUCACUUCCAGCAGCAGGUCUCCGCGCGUUUCCAAAGGACUUCUUCACUUCUCUAACGACUUUCUUAGGAUAUGCUGUGUUUUCUUAUUCGAACCCCCUCGCACACACUUUUCUCGAGAGAGCUUUUUCCCCAAUAACAUUUAAGUAACAUGCAGUGUCGUGGUGUGGUGAGAAGCUCGGCCGGUCUGUCCGCGGUGCGCUCCUGUCUGCUGCUGCUCUUCAUCCACAUGAGCGCACCGGUGGAGGCGAAGAGAGUGCCCGGCGGCCGGGCGCAAACUCGGCGGGUGCAGCAGCAGCAGCAACAACAGCAGCAGACUCCGGCGAACAGGGAACGGGUGGAUGGAGCAGAGAGCUUCCCGCUAGACUUUACAGCCGUGGAGGGUAACAUGGACAACUUCAUGGUGCAGAUUAAGAACUUGGCGCAGUCUCUGUACCCGUGCUCUGCGCAGAAGCUGGAUCAAGACAUGAAGCUGCAGUUUUUGAAGAAUAUAUCUGUGACUUGCAAUGACGGGUCACCUGCAGGGUACUACAUCAAGGAGUCUAAAGGCAGCAAGAGGUGGCUGCUGUUCUUAGAAGGUGGAUGGUACUGUUUCAACAGGCAGACCUGUGACAGCAGGUACGAGACGAUGAGGAGACUGAUGAGCUCCACCAAGUGGCCACAAACCAGAACAGGAACGGGAAUUCUGUCUCCUCAGCCGGAGGAAAACCCUCACUGGUGGAACGCCAACAUGGUGUUCAUCCCGUACUGCUCCAGUGAUGGCUGGAGCGGAGCCACGCCGAAGACAGAUCACAGCGACUAUGCAUUCAUGGGCUCUCUGAUCAUAAAGGAGGUGGUCAACGAGCUGCUGACAAAAGGUCUGGACAACGCCAAAGUUCUGCUUCUGGCAGGAAGCAGUGCGGGCGGUACAGGUGUCCUCCUGAACGUGGACCAGGUCGCAGAGCAGCUGGAGUCGCAGGGCCACCGAGGGGUGCAGGUCAGAGGCCUGGCUGACUCCGGAUGGUUCCUGGACAACAAACAGUAUAAAUUCUCAGAGUGUCUGGAUACCCUCAGCUGUGCCCCCACUGAAGCCAUAAAGAGAGGCAUAAGGUACUGGGGCAGUUUGGUGCCAGAGAGCUGCAGACAGGCUCAUGUGGGAGAGGAGUGGAACUGUUUCUUUGGAUAUAAACUCUACCCGACGUUAAAAAGCCCGGUGUUUGUGGUGCAGUGGCUGUUUGAUGAGGCCCAACUGACGGCCGACAACAUCCACCUGACCGGACAGCCCGUCCACGAAGGCCAGUGGAGAUACAUACAGAACCUGGGACAGGAGCUGAGGAACACGCUACGUGACAUGCCGGCGUUGUUUGCUCCGGCCUGUCUGUCACAUGAACUCAUUACCAGAACCUACUGGAUGGACAUUCAGGUGAAAGGCACCUCCCUGCCCAGAGCCCUCCACUGCUGGGACCGAAGCCUCCAGGACAACAACAACAACAAGAGCAACAGCACCAACGACCACCAAAAGCACAAGACCCCACCAACGAGAGGUUGCCCUCUACGUUUGAUCGACAGCUGCCCGUGGCCUCACUGCAACCCCUCAUGCCCGACUAUUCGAGAUCAGCUGACCGGACAGGAGAUGAGCGUCAUCCAGUUCCUGAAGCACGUGGGCUUUGACGUGCAGAAGAUGGCACAGCAACAGGGGAUGGACCCCAGGACGCUACUGGGCAUGCUCAAUAACGGGAACUAAGAUGCCUUUCUUUUUUUCAAAGUGCAGCGAUGUUGGAAGAACAUGAACUCGAGUGAAAAAACUGUCCACUUCCAAACAUCCAACAACAAUCCGAACGACUCAAACAAAACUCUGCAGAGUUUGGAAGAGACUAUUGAGUCGAAUACAAUCAAACCAGAACGUUUGAGCUGUUUAAACACAACAUACAGGAUCACAUGCUCCUUGUUUUAAUACGUAUACAUACUGUAGAUAUGCUAUUAUUGUGAGGUGUACACAAAUACAAUGACAGGUUGGUACAGUGUGUGUAUAUAUACAGUGAAUAUGUACCGUACAUUAUGUCAUGGUGGUAGUCUACAAUAAUUUUGAUGGGAAAGCACUGCAUUGAAAACAGCAGUUUGUUUUUGGGGAUUUGGUGCUCUCUCCUGUCAACUAACUAUUCUGAUCAGAUCAUAUCACAUCUAUGGUGCUGCUGUUUCUACCCUCCACCAAAUAUGCUGCUUUUUCUCAUUUUGGAAAAAAUAAUAAUUUAAUGGGUAAUAUUUACUAAUAAAAAGGUACAAAGAUUAAGACUAUCACUUGUUCUUCAGGCUACUUUAAAGUGCUUGUAUAUUUAUUUUUCUACUGAAAAUAUCCUUUAUGUCUCAUAGUUACUGCAACAGUGUCUCCAUACAUUUAACUUUUUAUUUGCAUGUUUGUGGGGGGGAUAAAACUGUAUGCUAACAGUACAAAUUAAGU
This is a messenger RNA of Larimichthys crocea (large yellow croaker), 2688 nucleotides long. RefSeq names its product notum, palmitoleoyl-protein carboxylesterase b (gene notum1b). Gene Ontology annotation, biological process: negative regulation of canonical Wnt signaling pathway; protein depalmitoleylation. Lineage: Eukaryota; Metazoa; Chordata; Actinopteri; Sciaenidae. The record is from RefSeq and is a predicted model, not a curated record. The coding region runs from base 403 to 1974 and encodes 523 amino acids. The transcript is spliced from 11 exons. Gene Ontology annotation, molecular function: palmitoleyl hydrolase activity.